Arxiozyma heterogenica is the source of this 624-nucleotide messenger RNA. RefSeq names its product Rab family GTPase YPT7 (gene YPT7). The coding region runs from base 1 to 624 and encodes 207 amino acids. Gene Ontology annotation, cellular component: vacuole; late endosome; phagocytic vesicle. Gene Ontology annotation, biological process: regulation of vacuole fusion, non-autophagic. The transcript has a single exon. NCBI's taxonomy places the organism in Eukaryota, Fungi, Ascomycota, Saccharomycetes, Saccharomycetales, Saccharomycetaceae. Gene Ontology annotation, molecular function: GTP binding; GTPase activity. The record is from RefSeq and is a predicted model, not a curated record.
AUGUCCACACGAAAAAAAAAUAUAUUGAAAGUUAUCAUAUUAGGCGAUUCAGGUGUAGGGAAGACUUCUUUAAUGCAUCGUUAUGUGAACAAUAAAUAUUCACAACAAUAUAAAGCCACAAUUGGCGCAGAUUUUUUGACGAAGGAGGUCGAUGUAGAUGACAAAGUGGCAACCAUGCAGGUUUGGGAUACUGCAGGACAAGAAAGAUUUCAAUCUUUGGGUGUUGCAUUCUAUAGGGGGGCGGACUGCUGUGUGUUAGUGUAUGAUGUUACUAACACCAAAUCAUUUGAAAACAUUAAGACUUGGAGAGAUGAAUUCUUAGUACAUGCUAACGUAUCAUCACCUGAAACUUUUCCGUUUGUUAUUUUGGGUAAUAAAAUAGAUUGUGAAGAGAAUAAGAAAGUUGUUAAUACAAAGAGUGCUCAGGAAUUGGCUCAAUCGUUAGGUAAUGUCCCUUUGUUUUUCACUAGUGCCAAAGAUGCAAUUAAUGUAGAUAAUGCUUUUGAAGAGAUUGCCCGAAAUGCUUUACAACAAAAUCAAAAUGAUGCAGAUGCUUUUGAAGAUGAUUUUAAUGAUGCUAUUAAUAUUCAAUUAGAUGGUGAGCCUAACUCUUGCAGUUGUUGA